AUGGAUCCCACAGCUGAAGAUCCAGUUCAGUUAUCCGGCAACUGCCAAGAGACUCACCCUUUACCUCAGGAAAUUGAGGAGUUCGUCCUGGAAUUCUCUGAGACACAUGAGUCAAGAACUCCAGCUGCACCAGAGCCACAGAUCUGCAUGCCUCUGACUGCCCGUGGUGAAGAGAGCCAACCUGAGUCCGCUCAGAACCAAGUGAUGGCUCCUUUGACGCCCACAAUGACGGUUUCUGCAUGUUCUAAUAUCCCUGGGACAGUCCUUGACCAGAACUCAAUAACUCUCCCUGUUAAUGCCUUCGAUAAGCCCCCUGGAGAACUAAAUGAGACUGUCUCCAUGGACCAGAAGACCCAUUAUGGAGGCCAGAUGACAGCUCUUAAAGGGGACUAUCCAGUGACCUUCAUUGGGAACCAUUCCUUUACUGAGGGCCAGGUGACAACAUACAGCAGUGACAAGACUCUCUAUGGGGGUCAGAUGGGGACCCUUAAGGGGGACCAGAUGAGAGCCUUUACUGAUGACCACACUCUCGGGGACCAGAUGAGAGCCUUCACUGAUGACCACACUCUCUAUGGAAGCCAUAUGAUGCCGUGUCAGUCGCCAUCAUUGCCAUACCUAGGAUCCCUGUACUGUUCAAGUUCCCAUUUGACCCAAGGACAAUCCCUAGAAGAGCAGAAGUCAAAACUCAAAACCCAGAGACGUCAGUUCAAGAAGAAUCUUGACAUUUUAAAGCCCUACACUUGCACAUACCAGGACUGUCAGAAAUCAUAUUCAAAGUAUUCCUCUCUCCAAUUCCAUUAUCGCAAACACACAGGAGAGAGGCCCUACAAAUGCAAUGUGAAGGGAUACACAUGGGAAUUCGCCCGUUCAGAUGAGCUCAAGAGACACAACAAAAGGCACAGUGGGGAGCGACCCUACCUGUGUACUCUGUGUGACAGGCGUUUUGCACGAUCUGAUCACUUACAGCAGCACCAGAAAGUCCACCAGUGA
This is a messenger RNA of Myotis brandtii (Brandt's bat), 990 nucleotides long. RefSeq names its product Krueppel-like factor 17. Gene Ontology annotation, molecular function: RNA polymerase II cis-regulatory region sequence-specific DNA binding; DNA-binding transcription factor activity, RNA polymerase II-specific. The coding region runs from base 1 to 990 and encodes 329 amino acids. NCBI's taxonomy places the organism in Eukaryota, Metazoa, Chordata, Mammalia, Chiroptera, Vespertilionidae. Gene Ontology annotation, biological process: regulation of transcription by RNA polymerase II. The record is from RefSeq and is a predicted model, not a curated record. The transcript is spliced from 2 exons.